Eruca vesicaria subsp. sativa (arugula) is the source of this 807-nucleotide messenger RNA. NCBI's taxonomy places the organism in Eukaryota, Viridiplantae, Streptophyta, Magnoliopsida, Brassicales, Brassicaceae. The record is from the annotation of a GenBank genome assembly.
AUGGCUUCUUCCUCUUACGCACCAUUCUCUGCAGUCUUCAGCGGUUUCGCUGCAACCAAACCUAACCCCCCUCCAACUUGUUCUGCUUUUCUCGUCCCUAAGCGAACAUCAAACUCUCGGAAUCUGAAAAACGGGGUUUCCUUGAAAUCUUGGAAUAAGCAUGUGUUUCAAUUCCAUUCAAGAAAUUUGAGAGUGUAUGCAAGAGCUACCGAAGAGAAGACUGUUCAUGAUUUCACUGUAAAGGACAUAAGUGGGAAGGAUGUUUCUCUAGACAAAUUCAAAGGAAAACCUCUGCUGAUCGUUAACGUUGCUUCAAAAUGUGGUUUGACAUCAUCAAACUACACAGAGCUUUCACAAUUGUACGACAAAUACAGGAACCAAGGAUUUGAGAUUUUAGCUUUCCCGUGCAAUCAAUUUGGAGGUCAAGAACCCGAAUCAAACCCGGAUAUCAAGCGAUUCGUGUGUACCAGAUUCAAAGCUGAGUUCCCUAUAUUUGAUAAGGUUGAUGUGAAUGGACCGAGCACAGCCCCAAUCUACCAGUUCUUGAAAUCAAAGUCGGGUGGAUUCUUGGGUGAUCUCAUCAAAUGGAACUUUGAGAAAUUCUUGGUUGACAAAAAUGGCAACGUCGUCCAAAGAUACCCUUCCACGACUUCCCCUUUACAAAUUGAGGGCCGUGUCCGCGCUACGCGCGGAUUGUCUGAUAUUUAUGCUAGAUCGUAUUUCAUUAGGUCAGGGAAUUCGGUUUCAGCAUCAAUGGGGUUGGGAAAUAGGGUAGCUCAGAUCAAUUGCCUUGAAUGCGGCUGCUGA